This is a messenger RNA of Acanthosepion pharaonis, 1860 nucleotides long. Lineage: Eukaryota; Metazoa; Mollusca; Cephalopoda; Sepiida; Sepiidae. The record is from the annotation of a GenBank genome assembly.
AUGUCUACAUUUUCUUCUUCUUCACCUGGCCGAUUACAUUUUUUGGAUUAUAAUCCACCACCAGUGAGUCCAGAAUAUCGAGGAAAUCCAAAUGAUGGGCAUUAUAAUUUGGGAUUCGUUCCUGAAACUUCUCAACAUCAAGAUUUAACAAACAAUAUGACCAACUGGGGUCGUUAUCCCACCCAAGGGAGUAGACCCCCGUUUCAACAACUCUCGAAAAGGUCAAGGAGAAAAACGAUGAAGGAGAAUCUAGAAGAACUAGAAGCAUCAAAUGCAUCACCUGUACAAAUUGUAGAACAAAUGAGGGAAUUCAUUGAAAGAGAAGAUAAGAAAACUGGAUUCAGGUCUUGGUGGAAACAACAAAAGCAGCAAUGGGAUCGAUUCAAAGCUGAAAGCAAAAGUAAAGUAAAAUUCUGGGGUCUUUGGUCAGUCACCAUCAAUGUCAUUGAAGGUCGGUUUGGAAGUGGAAUUGCUUCAUACUUUAGAUUUCUGCGUUGGCUUUUCUACCUUGAUUUGGUACUAACAGUCAUUGUGCUUUCAGUGACAACCCUGCCAUAUGCCAUACUGGACAAUUACCUGAAUUUUGAUAACUAUAUACAGGUGGUCCAGAAGGAUUGGAAAAUCAAUAAUUCCUUUGUGGCUGAAGCUCAGAAUUGCUCACUCUGGUAUCAGAAAUAUUUGCAAAUGGAAAUGACAAAAAAAGGUCCUGCAGAUCAUGUUAAAGACGUUUUGCAAGGAACAGGGUUCAUGGAAUAUACAAUAUUAUUUUAUGGUAGCUACCAUAAUGUUACAUUGAAAAUUGGUGACAGUAAGAUCUACAAUUACAAUAUGUCAUUAGCUUAUCUUCUUGCUCUGGGACUUUUUUUUGUGAUAAGCUUUGUCCUUAUCAUCCGUACCAUUGCAGUUGGAAUCAAAGAGAAUCUUGUUAACCAACAAAGCACUGGAGUUCCAUACUCCCAGAAAGUCUUUGGUUCAUGGGAUUAUUGUAUAUCUGUAGAAAAAAUGGUUAAUCGGAAAAAAAACUGUUUGCUUCAAGAAUUGCGGGCUGAUCUGAAUUCCCAGAGGGAAAUCUGGAUGCAGACUGGACGAACUCUUAAACUGAAGAUCAAACUUUACUCACUCCGACUAUUGAUCAAUAUUGUUGUCAUUUGUUUACUAGGCGGCUGUUUUACUCUUAUUUAUUUUAGCAUGGGACCCCAAGAAUUUGAUCUGCCUCAAAAUGUUAUUGAUAUUGUAUACCAUCAAUCACUGUGUUGGAUAGGUGUCUUUUUUUGUCCCCUUAUUUCACUGAUCAUCUCAAUAAAUUUCUUUUUUCUUUUCUUCAUCAAAAAGUUUACUGUCUACCAUAACUGCGUGCAAUCAGUUCGACCAUUCCGUGCUUCCAAGUCAAAUUCUCUCUUCAUGCUUGCAGUUUUAAUCUCAUUUAUUCUGUGUGUCUUGCCUAUUGCAUUGGCCAUUGGUUUUUUUCAUCCUUCCAGAGGUUGUGGUCCAUUCCGGAUAUACAGUAACAAAGAAUUCUACAUCUUUAACACACUGUCAAAUUUAAUUCUCAGUUGGCCCUCUAUAAUCACUAAGAUAUUUUUUUGGAUUGUAACACCUCCAGUUUUGGUUCCACUUAUUGUUAUCAUCUGUUUCCUGAUCUAUUAUUAUGUUAUUGUGGCACGAGGUUAUCAACGGAUGGAGGACCUUCUCAGGGAACAACUUUCUCUGGAUGGAAAAGAUAAGCGUUUCCUGCUUGGUGAAAAAUUUUUCCUUUCCUUUAAUUUGAAUGGGAAAAAGAGGAGUUUCUUUCUUUUUUCUUCUUUUCUUUCUUUCUUUCUUUCUUUCUUUCUUUCUUUCUUUCUUUUUAAUAUUGUUUAA